CCAUUUCCUUCUUCAAAUCAAUCAUUCCUUUGCCUUUGCUCCAAACCCACCACAAAUGGCUCUUGAAACUUUCCUAAUAAAACUCAAAAACGCUAUUUCCUCCAAACCAACUUCUCGUCGACCUCUCCGAUCAUCUCCUCCGAUCACAACCACCACUUCCUCCGUCGGAGUUUUAUCGUUCGAAGUGGCACGUGUCAUGACCAAACUCCUUCACCUCACUCACUCUCUUACCGACUCCAAUCUCCUCACUCUCCGAGACCACUCUCUCUCAUUAGAAGGUCUUACCAAAAUCGUCAACGGCGACGAAACCUUCCACCUCAGCCUUGUAUGUGCUGAGCUCGCAGAUAGCCUCGCCCACGCAGCUAACUCUGUUUCAAGACUGAGCCACCGCUGCACCACGGCCAGUCUCCGUUCUUUCCACCGCUUAUUCCAUGAGUUCGCCGAUAUGGGUCGUGACCCUCAUGGAUGGGUCAUGAACUGUAAAGACACCGAAGCUAAGAACAAGAAAAUCGAAAGAUAUGUGAGUGUGACAACAGCUUUGUAUAGAGAGAUGGAAGAAAUGACGAUGUUAGAGAACUCUUUGAGAAAACAAAGUUCACAGAUUGGGAUCGAAUUCGAAGAAGAAGACGACUUCGAGAACAAGAAAGAUGUAAUGAAAGUGAUAGAUCUACAAAACAAGAUCGAGAGACAGAAACAACAUGUCAAGUAUCUAAAAGACAGAUCUCUAUGGAACAAAAGCUUCGACACUAUCGUGUUGAUUCUCGCCAGAUCGGUAUUCACAGCACUCGCUAGACUCAAAUCCGUAUUCUCCUCCGCCGCAGCCACUGGCUACAUGGGCCACACCGUCGUGUCUUCUCUCCCUCGCUCUCUCUCUUCUUCUUCUUCCUCUAUGAAUCUUGUUCAUCCUAGCCCAAACGACGAGGAAAGAGACAAAACGGCGUCGUCAUCUGCGUUUCUUGAAGAAAGCUCAAAACUGUUGAAACCGCCGGAGACAACUCUCGGCGGAGCUGGCGUAGCGCUUCACUACGCGAAUCUGAUAGUAGUAAUGGAGAAGAUGAUAAAGCAACCUCAGCUUGUAGGUCUUGACGCGAGAGACGAUCUGUAUUCAAUGUUACCGGCGAGUGUGAGAUCGUCUCUCAGGUCAAGACUAAAAGGUGUUGGUUUCACGGCGACAGACGGUGGUUUAGCGACGGAGUGGAAGGCGGCGUUAGGUCGGAUCUUACGGUGGUUGUUACCAUUGGCUCAAAAUAUGAUUAGGUGGCAGAGUGAGAGAAGCUUCGAGCAGCAACACAUGGCGACAGCAGCGAAUAGUCAGAACAGAGUGAUGUUAGUUCAAACACUUGUGUUUGCAGAUAAAGUUAAGACAGAAGCAGCCAUAACAGAGCUUCUUGUUGGAUUGAAUUACAUCUGGAGAUUCGAAAGAGAGAUGACUGCGAAAGCUCUCUUUAAUCUACAGUCUCCUCCUACUAAUUACAGCUAAUUUUAUUGUAGAGUUUUGUUUUCUUCUUUUUUGUUUGAUGGGUUAAUUUUGAUUUAUUUGUAUGUUUUUGGUUUAGUUUGAUAAUACGAAUUAUGAAAGUGAUUUGGGUGGGGUUAUAUAAGAAAGAUUAUGUGAUGUGUAACAAUGUAGAUAUUGGAAUGAAUUUGAGUGAUUGUUUUCUUUCUGUUUAGAUUUAAUGUUGUUGUUAACUCUCAAACGGUGAGUUUGGAGGUUAUUUAAUCAAAUUAUCAUUAUUUC
Arabidopsis arenosa is the source of this 1738-nucleotide messenger RNA. Lineage: Eukaryota; Viridiplantae; Streptophyta; Magnoliopsida; Brassicales; Brassicaceae. The record is from the annotation of a GenBank genome assembly.